UGUCGCCUUGACAACCGGGCCUCCGGCAACGGCGGCGCCGACAAGUCGUUGAGGCUCCGGACCUCGCCGGGCGCGGCUGGGCCCGCGCCGGACAGUGCCCCAGCUCCACCCGCACAGGGACUAUGAGAAAAUGGUGGGGCAAACGAGGAAUAAGCUCAGAGAAGCGGCUGCAGAGCCGUCUCAAGCCCGCCCGGCAGUCGAGGCGUCGGCGCCGGGCCACGGGAGCCGGGGAGCCGGAGAUGGAGGAGGGGAAGACGAAGGCGGUGGAAAAGCCCGAGCCGCCCUCGCAGCCUCCUCCGCCUCCGCCCGUAGGCGGCGGGAACCUGCCGGGGGGCUCCCGGGAGUACUCGCCGCGGAGGACCCGAAACCUGAACGCGCAAAAUUGCCUGCAGCUGGAGGUGGUCGCCAGGACGCUUCUCCUUGGCCGCUUCCAGUUCCUCAACUGCUUCCUGGAGCUGCUCCGCGAAAAGGUGCUCGUCUUGCAGAUGCGUCGGUUCUCGAACAGGACCACCCUCAGCAUAGCUGCCUUUGUGGGACUUCUACACUGGAUACAUUUAGUAACUCUUUUUGAAAAUGACCGUCAUUUUUCUCACCUCUCAUCUUUGGAACGAGAGAUGACUUUUCGCACUGAAAUGGGACUUUAUUAUUCCUACUUCAAGACCAUCAUUGAAGCCCCUUCCUUUUUGGAAGGACUGUGGAUGAUUAUGAAUGAUAGACUUACUGAAUAUCCCCUUGUGAUCAAUACAGUGAAGCGCUUCCACCUUUACCCAGAGGUAAUCUUAGCUUUCUGGUAUCGCACAUUCAUGGGAAUAAUGAAUUUGUUUGGGCUAGAAGCUAAGACCUGCUGGAAUGUCACCAGGAUAGAACCUCUUAAUGAAGUUCAAAGCUGUGAAGGAUUGGGAGAUCCUGCUUGCUUUUACGUUGCUGUAAUUUUUAUUUUAAAUGGACUAAUGAUGGGAUUGUUCUUCUUGUAUGGUGCAUACUUGAGUGGGACUCAGCUAGGAGGUCUAAUUACAGUAAUGUGCUACUUUUUCAACCAUGGAGAGGCUACCCGUGUGAUGUGGACGCCGCCUCUGCGUGAGAGUUUUUCAUAUCCAUUCCUUGUACUUCAGAUGUGGAUUUUAACCAUGAUUCUCAGGACCUCGACCUCAAGCAACCAUAGAAGCCAGCACAUCGCUCUCUGCCUUUCCAACAUCGCUUUCAUGCUUCCCUGGCAGUUUGCUCAGUUUAUACUUUUUACACAGAUAGCUUCAUUAUUUCCCAUGUAUGUUGUGGGGUACAUUGAACCAAACAAAUUUCAGAAGAUCAUUUAUAUGAACAUGAUCUCAGUUCUCCUUUGUUUCAUUCUGAUGUUUGGAAAUCCCAUGUAUUUAUCUUCUUAUUAUUCUUCAUCUUUGUUAACGACGUGGGCAAUAAUUCAACAUAGAUGUAAAAUUCAAAGAUUGGGAGUGUCUGAACUCAACUAUUGGCUUAUUCAAGGUUGUGCUUGGUGGUGUGGAACAAUCAUUUUAAAAUUUCUGACAUCUAAAAUUUUAGGUGUUUCGGACCACAUUCGCCUAAGCGACCUCAUAGCAGCCAGAAUCUUAAGGUAUACGGAUUUCGAUACUUUAAUAUACACCUGUGCGCCUGAAUUUGACUUCAUGGAACAAGCGACUCCACUGAGAUACACAAAGACAUUAUUGCUUCCAGUUGUCAUGAUGGUUACUUGUUUUAUCUUUAAGAAGACUACUCGUGAUAUCUCAUGUGUCUUAUCUACAAACACUUAUCUAAGAAAACAGCUCCUUGAGCAUGGUGAGCUGAUUUUUCAUGCACUGCAGUUGUUGGCAUUUACUGGCCUUGCCGUUUUAAUUAUGAGGCUGAAGCUGUUUUUGACACCACACAUGUGUAUUAUGGCUUCCUUGCUCUGCUCACGACGGCUCUUUGGCUGGCUUUUUUGCAGAACGUUUGAGAAUGUUAUCUUUGGCAUUUUAACAGUGAUGUCAUUACAAGUGUGCAACCUCCAUAAUCAAUGGAGCAUAAUAGGAGAAUUUAAUAAUUUGCCUCAGGAAGAACUUAUUCACUGGAUCAGAUACAAUACCAGACCAGGUAUGUGGCUAUUUGAUUAUACGUAUGUUUAG
Molecule: messenger RNA, 2117 nt
Organism: Oryctolagus cuniculus (rabbit)
Lineage: Eukaryota; Metazoa; Chordata; Mammalia; Lagomorpha; Leporidae
Source: RefSeq, a predicted model, not a curated record